Molecule: messenger RNA, 1898 nt
Organism: Carassius auratus (goldfish)
Lineage: Eukaryota; Metazoa; Chordata; Actinopteri; Cypriniformes; Cyprinidae
Product: serine palmitoyltransferase 2-like
Exons: 12
Coding region: 147-1802 (551 amino acids)
Biological process (GO): ceramide biosynthetic process; sphingosine biosynthetic process
Cellular component (GO): serine palmitoyltransferase complex
Molecular function (GO): pyridoxal phosphate binding; serine C-palmitoyltransferase activity
Source: RefSeq, a predicted model, not a curated record
CGACUUCCGGUAUGCGGAGGCUGGAAUUUCAGGUUUCUCUCUUGUGUGUUUCGGGGUAACGGUGACGCGCGUCGCCCUGAACACCGACUCUUUUUCAUUUCUCUGUCUUCAUUCAUUUGCCUGCAUGUGUUUAGUCUUAAAUAAGUAUGACUGAGAGCGCGGGGAAUAAAAAUGAGGAUUGUCAUGCAGCGAAUGGUGUGAAAGCAGGAAGAAAUGGCAUGGUGAAGAACCAUCAUCACCAUCAUCAGUGUCAAAAGCAGGAGGAGGUUUACCAUGCUGCAUGCAAUGGAGAGCUUUACAGCAGGCCGUUCAUCGAGUCCUUUGAGGAAACUCCCAUGCUGGUCGCCGUGCUCACGUAUAUGGGCUACGGCAUCCUCACCAUCUUCGGAUAUCUGCGGGAUUUCAUGAGGGAGUGGAAAAUAGAAAAAUGCCACAUAGCCAGAGAAAGGGAGGAGCAGAAGGACUUUGUUCCACUUUAUCAAGAUUUUGAGGAUUUCUACACAAGGAAUUUAUACAUGAGGAUUCGGGACAGCUGGAACAGACCCAUUUGCAGUGCUCCUGGGGCCACGUUUGACCUCAUUGAGCGCAGUUCCAAUGAUUACAAUUGGACCUUUGAGUACACUGGGCGAGUGGUGAAGGAUGUGAUAAACCUUGGCUCGUAUAAUUAUCUGGGUUUUGCAGAGAACACAGGUGCCUCUGCCACAGCUGCUGGAGAGGUGACAGUGAAAUUUGGGGUGGGCAUGGCCAGCACCAGACAGGAAAUGGGCAACCUCGACAGGCAUGAAGAGUUGGAGAAACUGGUGGCAUCAUUCCUGGGAGUGGAGUCGGCUAUGGCUUUCGGCAUGGGGUUUGCAACUAACUCCAUGAACAUUCCUGCGUUAGCUGGCAAGGGAUGUUUGAUUCUAAGUGACGAGUUGAACCAUGCCUCUCUGGUACUCGGAGCAAGGCUGUCCGGCUCCACCAUCUGGGUUUUUAAACACAAUAAUAUGCAGAGCCUGGAGAAGUUACUCAGAGAAGCUAUUGUUCAUGGCCAGCCUAGAACACGUCUAACCUGGAAGAAAAUCCUCAUUCUUGUGGAGGGCAUCUACAGUAUGGAGGGCUCCAUCAUACGGCUGCCAGAACUUAUAGCACUGAAAAAGAAGUACAAGGCCUACCUUUACCUGGACGAGGCUCACAGUAUCGGGGCAUUAGGACCCUGCGGUCGAGGGGUGGUGGAGUAUUUUGGACUGGACUCUAAAGAUGUAGACGUCAUGAUGGGCACCUUCACAAAGAGCUUCGGUGCAGCUGGUGGAUACAUAGCAGGGAGGAAGGAUUUGAUAGACUACCUGCGAACUCAUUCUCACAGUGCAAUUUACGCCACCUCUAUGUCACUUCCUGUCGUGGAGCAAAUCAUCACUUGUAUGAAGUGCAUUAUGGGGAAGGAUGGAACGACAAUAGGCCGUUCACGUAUCCAGCGGUUGGCUGAAAACACAGUCUAUUUCCGUAGGAGACUGCGGGAGAUGGGAUUCAUCAUCUAUGGCAACAAUGACUCACCUGUGGUACCCAUGAUGCUCUACAUGCCCGCCAAAAUCGGGGCGUUUGGUCGAGAGAUGUUGAAGAGAAAUAUUGGAGUAGUGGUGGUGGGCUUCCCAGCCACGCCGAUCAUAGAGUCCAGAGCCCGCUUCUGUAUCUCUGCGGCCCACACCAAGGAAAUGCUGGACAGGGCGCUGGAUGUGAUCAGUGAAGUAGGCGAUCUGCUGCAGCUGAAGUAUUCGCGGCACAAAGUUCUUCCCUCGCUGGACCGGACCGUUGAUGAAGAGUGACAUACUUCCUAUCUGAACCAAAUGUGCACUGCUCAUCAUCUGCUCUCCAAAAGGAAGCAGUGAACCACUUAAUAAAUAUAUCUUUUUUUAAACUUA